This is a messenger RNA of Phoenix dactylifera (date palm), 1843 nucleotides long. RefSeq names its product protein MATERNALLY EXPRESSED GENE 5. The record is from RefSeq and is a predicted model, not a curated record. NCBI's taxonomy places the organism in Eukaryota, Viridiplantae, Streptophyta, Magnoliopsida, Arecales, Arecaceae. Gene Ontology annotation, molecular function: RNA binding.
AAGCCGUGUGCUUUACUUUGUUGUCACGAGCGCACCGCCUUUCGUUACUCUCUUCUUCCGCACCCGAAAAGGAGAACGGGAGUGGUAACCCUAGGUGGCCUCUUUUCUCUCGCCAAGAGCGCCGAUGGCCGACGGCUAUUGGAGGUACGGAGACGCGCGCCACCAGGCGCAGGCCGCCAUGGCCCCCCCUCAGCCCCCCAUGAAGCGCCCUCGUCCCGACUACGGAGAUGUGCCGGCUGGUUCGGAAUAUGUUGGUUAUUAUCCUCGUGAAGAAGGGAGAGCGGGACACCGUGUCAUCAGGGACACUGAAUCGAUCAGUGCAUCCUAUGACCGUUAUUUGCGUGAUGGGCAGAUCGUGUCUUAUGGUGGUGGAGAAUCCCUUAGGCCAGUAGCUGGUGGAAUGGGUGGUCAUCCUGUUGAUGAUCUGCGUAUGAUGGGUGUUGGAGGCAUGGAUGGGCGAAGUGUUGGAUAUGGAAGUGGUAGACCAGAAACACCUCUACCUCCAGAUGCAUCUUGCACAUUAUUCGUGGAAGGCCUCCCUGCGAACUGCACACGCAGGGAAGUGUCUCAUAUUUUUCGUCCCUUUGCAGGUUUUCGAGAGGUCAGACUUGUGAAUAAGGAAUCUAGACAUCCUGGAGGGGAUCCACUUGUUCUGUGCUUUGUUGAUUUCUCCACCCCCAGUCAAGCUGCAGUUGCUUUGGAUGCUUUGCAAGAUAAAAAGGGCACAUGCCAAUUACUGUUAAGCUAAUCUGGUUGGCACUUCUCACCAAAGAGCUUGCCCUUGGAGGAGGAACGGUUUACAAAUCCUGGAUAUUGCUUAAAAAAUUUAGAGAAACUGAACACAUCUUUGGUUAAUAUGCGAAAUCAUCAGUGAAUUAGAAAUAAUUCUUUUUGGGAGGGUUGAAAAUAGUGAUGCAAGGGAUUGCAACGUUAAGAUUUCUUUUAUUUUUUUUUAGUUUUUUAUUAUUAGAUGUGCAUUUGUUUGUAAGACUGAAAGCGGAAUGUGUAUGGAUGGAUGCGCAGAUGUUCAUCCUACUAUGGAAAAAAAUUGUGUUAGUCAUUUUUUAUUGGUAUGAUCGAAUACAUUUGCCACAAAGAAAUAGUGAUAUUGUACAGGAUGACUUGUAGCCAAAGCCAAUGUGGCCACUUGUUGAGAUUGAUAUUGGUAUAUAUGAGUAUACUUGUGGGUCUCUGUGCAUGAAUUCUGUGGCAGCUUGCCUUCUAAACAAUUGUUUUGUGAGAAUCACUUGAAUCCAAUAUGGCCGAUAGAAUAAACAAGGAUAAAGGUGUGUUAAAAUAGUCAAGUUUCGGAUGUUCUUUGUAUCACAAUAAGGUAGUAAAUAUGUUAACGUAUCCAAGUAUCAAGGUACGCCUACAGAUUUUAGUCUGAAGCUUUCUCCUGAUUAAAAUUGGAGCACUGUUUUCGCCUGAUCCAGAUAGGGGCGAACAUUGAUGCAUUUGGCUUCCUUUGGUUCAGGUAUAACUGGAUAAGAAAACGUGAAUUAAAAAAGCCUUUUUUUUUAUAAGAAUAAUUAUUUUUUUGUUUGGUUAAUAUCUUUGAAAUAACUUUUGAUUGAGGGUGCUUUUUCUCCAGAAGGCAGCAUUUGGUUCAGGGACUAGGCAGGCAUAAAGCUUGUCACGAGCCUUUUGCCUGUCAAACAACUACUAGGAGACAUGCUUAAGCAAGAAAUUGUUAUACUGGUGCUUAUGCUUGGUAUUACUAUUUCUAGAAAAAGUUGUAAGCCAAUCUUGGUGUAAGGCCCAUCAUUUAUGUGUCCCUCUGUUUUUUAUGGACUAAAAACACCUUUAGUGAAAGUUAAUAUAGAAACCAUAGCCAGCAAAA